This is a messenger RNA of Nothobranchius furzeri (turquoise killifish), 2925 nucleotides long. RefSeq names its product amine oxidase copper containing 1 (gene aoc1). NCBI's taxonomy places the organism in Eukaryota, Metazoa, Chordata, Actinopteri, Cyprinodontiformes, Nothobranchiidae. The record is from RefSeq and is a predicted model, not a curated record. Gene Ontology annotation, molecular function: diamine oxidase activity; primary methylamine oxidase activity; copper ion binding. Gene Ontology annotation, cellular component: plasma membrane. Gene Ontology annotation, biological process: response to antibiotic; amine metabolic process.
CAGAAGGAAGAUAGCUAUACAAUAAGCUGCAGUGUUCUAACUCGUGCUCAUCAGAGAGACACUCACAAAGCCGCAGAGGCCAACGGACCAGACUGAUCUGUUUUUAAAGCUUUUCAGCCAUGAAGCUUAUCUUUGUGCUGCAGCUGAUCUGCUUGGCUGGCUCUAGUGCUUCCAAAUCUAGAGAAUACGCUCAUCAUGGUGCCCCCAUGUUUGCUGACCUUACAGUGAGUGAGAUGAAAGCUGUCCGGGCUUAUCUACAUGAAAUCCCAGAGAUGAAGCUCACUGAUGCUCGAAGUAAAUCCCUGAAGAAGAACAGCAUCUUGUUGAUGGAACUUCACCUGCCAAGGAAACAUGAAGCUCUGAGAGCUCUGGACCGUGGGCAUGCCAAACCCCCCCGACAAGCUCGUGUGGUUAUUAUGUUUGGGAACCAAAUUAAGCCCAACAUUACUGAGUACAUUGUGGGUCCCAUACCAUUCCCAAACUAUCAUGAGGUCAAGACAUUCAAAGGGAGCAAACCUGUUCUCUUUGAGUCACGACCAAUCACUAAUGUAGAGUACGCUCAUCUUGAAAAUAAGCUGGAGGAGAUCGCAACUAAAGCUCAAAAGCUUAUUUAUGAGAGCACUGGAGGCUUUUCCUACACUAACUGUACUAACCGCUGCCUGACGUUCUCAGACAUUGCACCCCGUGGAUUGGCUCCAGGUCAGAGGAGGACAUGGAUCAUGCUGCAGAAGUUUGUGGAGGGUUAUUUCAUUCAUCCGAUUGGAUUUGAGGUGCUGAUCAAUCAUCAGGAUUUGGAUCCAGACAAGUGGACUGUUGAGAAAGUCUGGUACAACAGCAUGUACUUUGACAGUGUUGAGGAACUGAUAGACAAGUAUGAAUCAGGAGAAGUAGAGAAGUUCCAGUUGCCUGUUCAUGAUGAUAAUGACCUGUACUCUACCUAUGUACCGCGGGGUCAAAGCAACACACCCACUAAUAUUCAUGGGCCAAAGCUUGUUGAGCCUCAGGGGCAUCGCUAUCACAUCAAUCACAACUUUGUGGAAUAUUUUGGCUGGUCCUUUGCCUACAGAGUCCGCUCAUCAGCUGGCCUCCAAGUCUUUGAUUUGCGUUUUAACGGAGAAAGAAUUGCCUAUGAGAUCAGCCUCCAAGAAGCGAUCGCCUUCUAUUCUGGUGAUACUCCUGCUGCUAUGCAAACAAAAUACAUAGAUGCAGGAUGGGCGAUGGGCAGCUCCACUUAUGAGCUGGCACCUGGUAUUGACUGUCCUGAGAUUGCCACAUUUAUUGACCUUCAUCACUUCUUUGACACAGACAAACCUGUGCUUCACAAAAAUGCUCUCUGUAUUUUUGAGAUGACCACUGCAAUGCCCCUGAGAAGACAUUUCAAUUCAAAUUUUCAGGGAGGAUACAACUUCUUUGGCGGCUUAGAGAAUACUGUACUGGUAAUGAGAACAACCUCAACAGUUUACAACUAUGAUUACAUUUGGGACUUCCUAUUCUACCAGAAUGGAGUUGUAGAGGUAAAGGUUAGUGCUACUGGAUAUAUCCAUGCCACAUUCUUUACACCUCAGGGACUUGACUAUGGCACAAAGGUAUACAACUAUGUGCUGGGCAACCUGCACACACACCUUAUUCAUUACAAAGUGGACCUGGAUAUUGCUGGUCGAGAGAACAGCUUUGAGACGCUGGAUCUGAAAUAUGUCAACUUCACAAAUCCAUGGAGCAAGCAGAAUUUCAUCGUCCAGUCCAAACUCCAACGCAACGAGCACAAGACCGAGCGAUCUGCUGCCUUCCGCUUUGGGAAAAAGUUUCCUCGAUAUCUGCACUUUUACAAUCCUAAUGAUAAAAAUAAAUGGGGACACCAGAGGGGUUAUCGGAUUCAGUUUAAUUCACAUGCCCACAGCGUCCUCCCCAAAGGCUGGAAAGAAGAAGUUGGCAUCAGUUGGGCCAGAUAUCCCCUGGCUGUGACACGUCAUAAAGACAGUGAAGCCACAAGCAGCAGCAUUUACACUCAGAAUGACCCCUGGGAGCCCGUGGUCUCAUUUGAGGACUACAUCCGCAACAAUGAAGAUAUAAGCAACCAGGACCUAGUUGCCUGGGUAACGGUGGGUUUCCUACACGUGCCUCAUUCAGAAGACAUUCCCAACACGGCCACACCUGGGAAUGCAGUAGGCUUCUUCCUCAGACCCUUCAACUUCUUUAACGAAGAUCCCUCUCUGGCAUCCAAAAGCACCGUCAUUGUUCGUCCUGGCCAGGAUGGCAAACCCAAAAUCCAGAGAUGGACGCCUGAGGUCAUAGGUCACUGUGUGACAGAGAGGCCAUUCUCUUACAAUGGUACAUAUGCAGGAGUCUAAUGGAGGAUCCAAAAUAUGUUAAUAAUUAAUAAUCAUUCUGUUGCAUUCACAGAUUUAAAUUUUUCAUUUAAAAGUCGUCAUGAUGAAAGGUUUAUGUGUAUUCUGUUUUUAUUACCAUGAGCUGUAACUCAAAAUGUUUUGUAGGAGAUCUAAAACUUUUAUCCAUAACUACUUAAUUCUUUUCAUUUUACUUUUGAUUCAAUCAAUACAAAUCUGAGCCAAGCGUCACAUGUAGCCAGGCCCAAGGACACUUUAGAAGUUCCUUUACUCCAUGUUGGGUCUCCACGGAUUAAGUCUGGUAACAGGAUGCUUCACGGAUUCAGGAUUGUCUCUGAGCAUGUUCCGCCUUCUCCCACAACGGGGAAACACAACAGACCUGACAAAGCAAACAGCAAGACUCUUGUUCCUUCUAUACAAAUAAUUCAGGAUACCACCUAGCUGCGCUGUUGCCCUGACCUCUGAAGCAACAUCUCCACAUAUGCAAACUCUUUGUUUCAAAUGACUCUGUUAAUCGUUUUUUACUUGUCAAAUUGCACCAACUGAUCUAAGCUUUUGUGUAUUAAAUAUUCACUCACAA